Molecule: messenger RNA, 1040 nt
Organism: Phytomonas sp. EM1
Lineage: Eukaryota; Euglenozoa; Kinetoplastea; Trypanosomatida; Trypanosomatidae
Source: the annotation of a GenBank genome assembly
AUGAGUUCAGCAAACUUGACACGCUCGCUUUAUCGUAAAGCUCUACGGAUUAUAGCAACAGUUGUGCGUGCUAAUGCAACAAAGGUGGCAGCUGCACGUUGGGCAGAAUUUAUUCCGUCUUGUGUGAAUGUUGACCAUGGCGAUGAUCUUGCAGUGAUUGCACGAAAGUGCUUCGUGACGUCAGCGAAUUCUCCAGCUGUGAUUACCAAUGCUUUCAUUUUUUUGAAAGAAGCCUCUGAGUCUGUCUUUUCAAUCGAGGUGCGCGCGUUAUGGGAGAAGAUUUUGUAUUCAGAGGACUGUGAUUUAGUGUCUGCAAUAGGCCUAAUAAGCGCUUCCUUUGAAAUGGUCGGCACUGACCUCGCAUUAACGGCCUCCGUUGAGACACGCUCAAAGGAGUUUUCGACUUUGAUUGAGCAGCUUAUUCAUAAAAUAACCAUAACUGUGAUGGAGGAGGUAGAUCUCAAGCGCAAUUUUAGAGGUACGCGAAAAAUAUUAGAGCAGGUGCACAAAAUCAUAGUGAAGGAGACCAAUAUUUGCCGAAGCGACGCAGAAGCAAAGGACUAUACCGCUCUUUCGCUUGUAAAUCAGUCAAGGUGCUCUGAAUACAUACUGAAUGUUGUUCUUUUUACCGUCUUGAGAAAUAUGGGGUUUGCAUGCUUUCUUGUGGGCAGUGGCUUGCAUUUUCGCUGGAUUCGUGUGGACCUUUUCGACAAAGGUCGCAACCGUAGUCGUGUCGCUAAAGUUUUGUUUGUUUCUUGGUCCUAUGGGGUGAAGAAACAAAAGGAAGUAGAGGCCCUGAUUGGUAUCACCAACACCCAGUGGUUUAGACGUGUUCCCUGGGAUGGUGAAGCUAGGAAGCAUGUGCUUUGCGAGCUGUUGAGGAAACAAUUGUCCUCUGCCUGUGGGGACACCUCAGACUCCGCCACCGAGAACGCAAGGCGGUCCAUCUGCAAGGAGCAGAUAUUGAUUUUGCUCAUGUGAACGUAUGGAGCAUAUAAAGAGAAGUAGCUACUUUCAUGGAUACAAAUCAGCGUCGUUCA